AUGUCUGAACCACCGGCGGAUCCUUACCGAGGCUCAAUGCUUAACUACAGUCCUCAUAACAGUGGCAGAGAUGCCCGGCAGGAUAUUUCCUAUGGCGCACCUCCGUUGCCCCCGCAAGAUAGGCCCAUUGGAACUCGUUAUUCCGAUACAACCCACUCAAUCUAUGUGCCUUCGUCGACUUUUAGCACGGAUUACUCGGCCCAACGCCAUCCCUCGCAUUACGAUACACACGGGUAUACACUCUCCCCGAUGCAAGGUAGCAGGAAACGACAAUGUAUCGAUAAUGAGACUGAGGCCAGUGGAGGCACUGAUCAUAAUUAUGGUUACCGGCAUAUCUUGCAAAAUCCCAUGGGUGACCCAUCGGCUCCGGCAGGCGACUUGACUGACUUGACGUACGCUGGUCAUGUCGGCGCUUCGUCCUCCUACCAGGCAUUGAACCAGGACUACCUCCCAAGUUCUCUCCCACAACAGCAUCACCACCAUCGGCUCCCAUCCCAAGCGUUUGUGGCUACAGGUCAAGGCUCUGAAGCUACGCGAUCUUCCUCGCCGCAAAUCGACCGUAGCCACUUGACCGCUCCAGGCAUGCCUGCACGAUUCCCUCGCCCCAAAGCACCAAAGACCAGAUUCACUCCUGAGGAAGAUGAAAGAUUGAUAGAAUUAAAGGAGGUCCACAAUCUUUGUUGGAGGGAUAUUGCGUGGUUCUUUCCAGGACGAAAACAACAGACGUUACAAGUCCGUUACAGUACCAAAUUGAAGGAAAGAAUCCCAGAUUGGGGUGAUGUUUGGGAUCAGAAACUGAGAGAUGCGAUCAAGGAGUAUGAAGACAAGAAAUGGACGUGGUCGCGGUCAUAUGGGAUGGGCCAUCCACCAAUCACAGGCCCUCGGGCCAAAGCGGCUUCAAACUCGCCCAACCUCAAACCUCCAAACUCCCUCUCCUGCCCCAAACGCCCCGCGUCAUUCACCUCAUCACCCUCCAGGACAAUGUUCCUUCAACGUACAGCCUCCGCCCUCGCCAGGCGCUCGCCUGCCCGCGCUUUCACCCUCGCCCAGCGCCCCUUCUCUUCCUCCAUCAUUCGCUCCAAUGAGAAGAAGUGGACUCCCAAGCAGGAGGGCAAGAUCCUGACCUUCGAUGAGAUCAAGGUCGAGGAUGACCUCUUCGCUCCCGGUGCCAAGCCUGGUACCAUUCCCACCGACGUCGAGCAGGCCACCGGUCUUGAGCGUCUGGAACUCAUCGGAAAGAUGCAGGGCAUUGACAUCUUCGACAUGCGUCCUCUUGAUGCCUCCCGCAAGGGCUCCCUCGAAGACCCCAUUAUCGUCAACAGCGCCGGUGAUGAGCAGUACGCCGGUUGCACCGGUUUCCCCGCAGACUCCCACCAGGUCAACUGGCUGACCGUCUCCCGCGAGCGCCCCAUCGAGCGCUGCCUCGAGUGCGGCAACGUGGUUAAGAUGAACUACAUCGGACCCGAGGAGGACCCCCACUCCCACGACCACGACCACGGUCACCACCACCCCCCUCACGUCGAGCCCAAGACCUUCGCCGACUACGUGAAGCCCGACUACUGGUACCGUUAA
Messenger RNA from Penicillium griseofulvum, 1572 nucleotides. RefSeq names its product Cytochrome c oxidase, subunit Vb. The coding region runs from base 1 to 1572 and encodes 523 amino acids. The transcript has 8 exons. NCBI's taxonomy places the organism in Eukaryota, Fungi, Ascomycota, Eurotiomycetes, Eurotiales, Aspergillaceae. Gene Ontology annotation, biological process: mitochondrial electron transport, cytochrome c to oxygen. The record is from RefSeq and is a predicted model, not a curated record. Gene Ontology annotation, cellular component: mitochondrial envelope.